Messenger RNA from Megachile rotundata (alfalfa leafcutting bee), 947 nucleotides. RefSeq lists its product as uncharacterized. Lineage: Eukaryota; Metazoa; Arthropoda; Insecta; Hymenoptera; Megachilidae. The record is from RefSeq and is a predicted model, not a curated record.
AUGAUACCACCUCUCUCAGUUGCUCCUCGGUUUCCGGACUGCGUGGACUAGCAGAAAAUGCGUACUGUAACUAUAUGGACCGUUUUCGUGUUAGCGUAUUCGAACAGCCCAUUCGUGUUCGGUAUACGAUACAUCGAUCCGAUCUCAGCGCAAUCAGGGAACUCCGACAUUACCGAGAAACGCGUUGACCUGACCGAACCGACAUGCGAGGAACUGAGGGCGAUGUGGAGGUACACCAAACGACAGAGCAGGGCUGCUGAGACCACCCCUGGUUACUCUCUUUAUCCUGAUCCGUUUGCUUACAACAUGUGGAAGUCUUACUCCGAUCGUACCAAGCCUCCUCUUGGUUAUCGAGGAAGAUUUACUGGGAGACCUCGAAAUCGUGCUGGAGGUAGCGCUCCUAUUUACGGAAGAAUGGUGCACAAAGCACCAGCAGGAAGUAGAUUAAGAAACGGGAUGCGACACUCUUUGCGGCCAUACGAUAAAAUUCCUCAUUUAUACGGCACGAUUAAUUCUUAUCCACCAUCGUCGAGGCGACGCGUCACCAGUUUCCGUGCAGUGGGUGGUGGUUCUCCUCCUCUGUCUCAGGUUCCUCAGGCUGGCAGUUUUCAACGUCUCAAGGAACUGCUUCGAGCUGAACGGGCCCGCGAACUACAGGAGCAAUAUCAGGCAAAUCAAUUGACGGAUAAACCAUCCAUCUUUAAGGACGUUAGGGACAACGAUCAAUUAUUACAUAUGCAACAUUCUCGAAAGCAAUUCGUGAAACCGACAGUACGAAAUCCGACGGAAAUUAAUUACGACAUGGGUCAGACACGAUACACGUCGAAUGUGCCCAACAUUGGACAAGCUUGGUUGAGAAGCGAACCUCAGUCUCAAGAGUUCAUGUUGCAUUAAUAUCUCAACGAACUGGCCGAUAUCUGGUUGAUUAAGAAAAGGCUAAGGUCGAU